Molecule: messenger RNA, 1176 nt
Organism: Nasonia vitripennis (jewel wasp)
Lineage: Eukaryota; Metazoa; Arthropoda; Insecta; Hymenoptera; Pteromalidae
Gene: Or151
Product: odorant receptor 151
Exons: 9
Coding region: 1-1176 (391 amino acids)
Biological process (GO): detection of chemical stimulus involved in sensory perception of smell; sensory perception of smell
Cellular component (GO): plasma membrane
Molecular function (GO): olfactory receptor activity; odorant binding
Source: RefSeq, marked inferred
AUGGAUGAGCGUGAAAUAGAUCUACUAUAUGAUAACUAUUAUUUUAAAUUGAACAAAAAGCUUCAAAUUAUAACAGGUCUUUGGCCAUACAAAUCACGAAAAUACAAAUUAGGCAUUCGAGCCGUAGUGUACGCAACUUUGUCUCUUGUGAUGAUUCCUCUCUGCAACGGUUUUCGAACGUGGUGUGGUGUCAACUUAGAUAUAUGUGGCGAGAAUUUAGUGGGAAUCUGUUAUACAAUGCUUAUUUUUCUAAAGUACUGGGUCACAACUCAUAGUGAAGAAAGACUUAAAAAUGUGUAUAGACUUGUAGCGAAAAAUUGGAUGGAAAUCACUGAUCCACAUGAGCAUGAAAUUCUAGUUGACUAUGCCAAACAAGGAAGAUUGAAGACUAUAGGGUAUACAGCAUACGUGGUUGUUGCUGGAAUUGGAUUUUGUCAAAUACCAAUGAUAUCCGUUAUUUUAGAUAUCAUUAUACCAUUAAAUGUAUCUCGUACAAAAAUCCUUUUUAAAGGAGGCGAAUUCAUCUUAGAUCCAUAUCAACACUUUUACAAACUUUAUGUAUAUUUUGUCAUAACUUCUUUCGUUAUCAUGACUAUCAUCAUCGCAAUUGACACAAAUUAUACGAUAAUUAUUCAUCAAAUACUUGGACUUCUCACCAUCGUAAAACACCGACUUCAAAGGUUGGCGAUUCCUAUGAAUUUAAAAAAAGAUAAUAGCUACCACGCUAUCAUAAAAGCCAUACAUUUGCAUAACGAUGCGCUUCAGUUUGUUGAUCUGAUUGAAUCAUCAUAUUCAUGUUUAUUUCUUGUUUUCAUUGGUUUCACGAUAAUCAUCAUCAGCAUCAGUACUUCUAUUAUGAUGGCGCAAAUAGGAAAACUUCUAAACAUGAUAAGAGUCGCUAUGUUUGUGUUGGGAGCUUCAUUGCACUUUUUAUAUAUUAAUUGGACAGGGCAACAGAUGAUUGAUCAUAGUAAAGAACUGUAUUUAAAUGUAUAUUCAAAUGAAUGGUAUAAUCUAACAAAAGAAGCAAAAACACUAUUGAAAAUUGUCAUGCUAAGAUGUCUAAAACCUAGUAAAUUUACAGCCGGGGGCUUGUACACCUUGAAUCUUGAAAGUUUUGGAACCAUCAUGGAGUCCGCACUAACUUACGUCGCUAUUAUGUCUUCAUUUCGUUAA